UUUAACAAUUUAUGUCACUUUAAACAAUAGUGUUAAAUUUAUUUGAGUUUUUAUUUUAAAAACAAUUUUUGAUAUGAGUCUAAGAAUAUUACAUUCCUAUUUUUUACUUAAUAUUGUAUACUACAUUACAAUUUUAAAAUGUUUAACUGUUAAUUUGAAUGCUACUCCGAAUAUUAAAAAACCAGAUUGCAAUACCAUAUUUUCAGAUUCAUAUUUGAAUCUAUUGAACACAAUAAAUCUUAAAUUUAAGGAAUGGUUAUUUAAUGAUAGUGACGACAUAAUCGUUCCUAUAAUUGAUCAAAAUGAUAUGCAAUACCUAAAAAUAUCAUGCCAUAAAAACAAAAACUGCAUAGAUAAAAAAAUAAUUAGUUUAAAAAACUUAGAAAAUACUUUAGAAUCUUUGGAAUGUUUUCAUGCAUUUUUAAGUCUUUACAUGUUUCAUACCAUAAGAAAUAAUAUGAAAUCAAUUUUAAAAAAACCUAAUCUAAAUAUUAACAACAAUAAUAAAAUAAAUUCGGAUAUUAAGUUUACUCUACUAAAAAAAUUUAUGAUAAAUAUGAUAUCAAUAUUUGUUGGUGGGUAUUAUAUAGUAAAACCUUGGCAGCUUGAUUUUUCAAUAAUAACUAUAAAAAUGGAGCCAUUGGAAGCCAAAAAUUUAAUUGCUACUAAAGAAGCCUGUAAUCAUAUCGACAAUGAUGCUCUAUAUUUAUCAUUGUAUAAAAUUUGCCAAGAGUGUCAAGCGAAAAAUAACUUGCCAAGAUCAUUGAAGUUUUCCGAGACAAACAGCACAGAAAUCAAAUCUAAUCAAUUAUAUCUUUCUUAUCAUCCUAAUAUUACAAAUAUACCUAAGAGAAUUUUUAGCUUUAUUCAGUAUAAUAGAUAUAUUUAUAAACAAUACAACUCUACUUCUCAACAUUUGAUAAACAAUUACGUAAAAAAGAAUGAACGAGUACCAACAAAUAUAGAUAUAUUGCAUCCAGAGUUCCAGAGAAAAAAAGAAAAUUUACUUAAUAGAUUAAAAUUAAGUGAAUCAGAAAUUAAAUCCUUUGAAAGAAAUACCGCUGACCAUUUAAAAAAUGAUAAAUGGAAGAAUAACAAAGGUUUAAGGUUGUCAUCAUCAUAUUUCGGUCGUAUUUGUUUUUUACAACCAACCACUUGUAGAGAUAAUAUUGUAAAAGCAGCAUUAAGAUCAUUUAUAAAAAUACAAAAUGAUAAUAAUACAAACGAUUAUCAAAAUAAAAAUGAAUAUUGCCAAGAAUUAGAAAAUUUAGCUAUAAAAGAAUUUGAAAAAGCAACAGAAAAAAAAGUUUUGCCAUGUGGAAUAUUUAUUGACGAAAAUUUGAACUAUUUAGUAGCGACUCCAGAUGGGAUGGUUGGAGAAAAUGAAAUUAUUGAAAUUAAAUGUCCUUAUAAUAUUCAAAAUAUGACAAUUCGUGAAGGUAUUCAAAAAAUAAAAUAUUUGUUGUUGAAUAAAAAUUCUGAUAAAAUUUGCUUAAAACGUAAUUCCCACGUUUAUUAUCAAAUACAAGGGCAACUGCAUAUUACAAAGAAGAUGAAUUGCUAUCUUGUUGUUUGGACCAAUUAUGAUAUAUAUAUAGAAAUAAUUCCUAAGAAUGACGAUUUUUGGAAUAAAAAAAUGGAGAAAAAACUGACUAAUUUCUACAUGGAUUUUAUGGUUCCAAAAAUAAUUGAGAUUGAAAAUGGUUAUGAUUGCUCCAAUUAACUUAUUUCAUAGUGUUUUGAAAAUUAAGGAUUUAUUCACUAUAUAAAAUUAAAAAUAUACCUAAGCAACUAUAUAAUAUUAAUUCAAAGUCGCAUAAACUUGGGAUCCUUCAAAAUGGCACAAACAAAAUUUGUGAUUAUUUUGCUAUUAUUAAAUGCAUAUAAUUCCUAGCUUUAGUAGUAAAUAA
Daktulosphaira vitifoliae (grape phylloxera) is the source of this 1910-nucleotide messenger RNA. RefSeq lists its product as uncharacterized. The transcript has 5 exons. The coding region runs from base 74 to 1723 and encodes 549 amino acids. NCBI's taxonomy places the organism in Eukaryota, Metazoa, Arthropoda, Insecta, Hemiptera, Phylloxeridae. The record is from RefSeq and is a predicted model, not a curated record.